GUCACAAAGAAAUGAGGCUAUAAAUACACGUCAAGCCACGGAGGCUGCAGCUCUUCAGCACAGCUGGGCUUCACUGGAACACCACAGAGGGCACCUCUGCACAUUUCACCGACUAACUAGAGAGCGCUUGCCUCCCUUAACGGAUUAAGGCAGGACCUCUUUCCCGGCAUCCAAUAUGAGUCGUGUGGAAGAAUGGGUUCUGGAGAACAAGGACAAGAUUGAAAAGGGAGUGGAAAUCAUGAGCCAAGGCUGUGAGAUCCUGGCAGCCACUGUAGGCCAGUUCCAUCCCAUCCUGGAGGCAGUUUUUGUGGCCUCAGCUGAGCUCCUUAGCAACCCAGAGGGCAACGAGGCGAAGUAUCUCGCCGAGCAGUUUGAAAGGGUCAACCAGAAGUUGGAAGGGAUCCAGGAUGAGGUUGAAAAAAUCGCUCUGGAGCUGCAGAGAACAUCAUUGAACAAGCAAAACUUUGACCGUGAAGCACAGAUGAUCAGUCAGUAUGAAAAGUUUCAAGAGUUUGUCAUCGCCAAACCCAAGUUCAAGGAGAAGAAGAAGGAGAAGUUUCUGAGCCACUUUGAGAACACUGACCGUGACGUGAACCUUGAUGCCUUGUACAACUCCUUCAUUGGAGAGAACACCUCCGGAGAUGCAAUGAUGGACACGAUACUGGUCACCGAGCAGCGGAGCAGGAGGGCAGUGGAGGAAUUCUGUGCUCGCCUGAAGAAGCUGUUCGUGGUUGGGAUCAUAGCAGUGAUGGGCUACACUGCACUAAAGGAAGGCACCGUUGGACAGGAUAUGGUGAAGAAAUGGCAAGACCGCAUGGAGGACGUGGAGAAGCGAAUGAAGGCGGCAGUGGAUGAAUGUGUGAACAACUUUCCUGCACAAGCCAAGAUGGAUGUAGAAAACAAGCUCACAGAAAGGCAGAGCCAUGUCGAUCCUGAGUUUACUAAAUUCCUACUGGAUGCCCUUGUCAAGAAGUAUGACUGGGUCUGCUGGUCAGUUAGGGUCUUUAAUCAUGGUGGCAUUUUUUUCUGGAAUUGGCUGGCUGGCAAGCGGUACCAUGGAAGUGGAGGAGGUAUCAAUUAUUUUGACCUUUUGACCAAAAACAAAAUAAGGAUUGUGGUGUCUUUCACCGCGAACCCUAAACCACUCAACAAGGUCGAAAUAAAGGAUCAAAUAGAGAACGAGAGGCUGAAAGGUGACAUGAUAUCUGUGGCUGAGUCUUUGUGCAAGACUCUUCCCAACUGCCUUGUGCAUGCUGUCAGUCGCUAUAAGAGAGUUGAGGAAGUCAACAAUUUUGACCCUGAGUGCUAUUAUUAUGCGGUUCACAAAAGAGCACACCUCUGUAUCCACUCAGAAUAGUGAACUUUUGAUCAAACUAAAUAUAUCGAAGGCAAUCAGUCUAUAUAUAUAUAUAUAUAUAUAUAUAUAUAUAUAUAUAUAUAUAUAUAUAUAUAUAUAUAUAUAUAUAUAUAUAUAUAUAUAUUUUUUUUUUUUAUUUUUUUUUUUCAGUAAUUGUGGUCUUAACACUACACAAUACAAUGAUAUGACGGCAAGUCUGCCAGGACGUCCAGUUCCUUUAUUUUAUUUUAUUUUGUGGCUUCUUAUUCUCUGUAACGGUAAAAGCGCAUAUGUGACUACCUUAAAAAAAGAUGUAUGAAUUUAGCCAAACAUGUUUAAUCAAAAGAAUUAUGCAUAUACCUUGUGUCUGAGCACUUUUGUAUUCUGUAGAUCACAUUUAAGGCAAAAUGUUAGUGUGUUUAUGCUCUAGAAUAUGCUGGUAGACUCAUUAGUAAUGAUGAACCUCACCAUUUGAUCAAUUACAUUAAAACAUAUUCAAACUCA
Ictalurus punctatus (channel catfish) is the source of this 1840-nucleotide messenger RNA. It is a transcript of the gene rpz5, whose product is annotated as rapunzel 5. The transcript is spliced from 2 exons. NCBI's taxonomy places the organism in Eukaryota, Metazoa, Chordata, Actinopteri, Siluriformes, Ictaluridae. The coding region runs from base 176 to 1357 and encodes 393 amino acids. The record is from RefSeq and is a predicted model, not a curated record.